AUGCCCGCUGUUAGUCAAACUUUGGAUAUCAACUCGCCCGAUUUACAGUCGUUGCCAAAGUAUGCUCGUCUUUGUGAAAUGAUGACUGAAUACGAAAAUACCAUCUGCCAUAAUGAGCAGGCCAUCGAAAAUAUACGCCAGAGUUUUGCCUGUCACCAGAUAUGCAUUUUGGACGCUCUUUCUACAGUUUUUGACUCUGCCAUUAAAACGGCCUUUUCGGCAGUAGAAAAAUUUGAUGUGAUCAUAACACCGAGCACAAGUCCCAAGUUUGGCGAUUAUCAAUGCAAUAGUGCCUUCACACUGGCAAAGAAACUUUCUUCCCUAGGACCGAAACAGUCCCCUAAAGAGGUUUCAGAAAAAAUCUGCGAAUGCCUUUACAAAGGGCCUCUGAUAGAAAAGGCUGAAGUAACAGCUUCCGGUUUCAUUAAUAUCUACAUAUCGAAAGAAAUUGUUGCUGACGAAAUUUCCAAAUUGGUUCGACUUGGCUUUACUCUUCCUCCUCCCUCACGAAAACUUAAAAUUAUCGUCGAUAUGUCAAGUCCUAAUAUCGCCAAAGAAAUGCACGUUGGACACUUGAGGUAA
Molecule: messenger RNA, 582 nt
Organism: Dibothriocephalus latus
Lineage: Eukaryota; Metazoa; Platyhelminthes; Cestoda; Diphyllobothriidea; Diphyllobothriidae
Source: the annotation of a GenBank genome assembly